UCGAUUUUGAAUUAAUUUGAACUUGCGCGAAGACGUCGCAGUACGUCCCGUGCUGUUAUUAUUUAUUACUUUUGUAUUUAAAAUCCAGAUUCAAGCCGUCGUGUUGAAAUUUAGCUUUUAAAUAAUAAUUUCUUUUAUAAUUUAAUGCUGUUAGCAAAUUAAACUAGAAUGUUUUAUUUUUUGCGAUGAUGUAAGAAUUCGAAGGUCUAAAGGCUUUUGAGCACGGGUUUGCGUCAUUAUCGCACGGAGCGUGCGCGAGUUUCACCAUGGAUGGGGAGGACGGAGGCACCGGAAACACCGAUAAAGAAGAACAUGAGAGCAGCACGAAUUCUACACCUCAAGAACAUAAAUCUUUUGCUGAAUUUGCGAAAGAUAAACUCGACAGUGCUGGACGAGAGCUCCGCAGACGUUUACCCAUGGCCGGUCAGCUUGGGGCUCACCUGAUGCAUCCGAGGAGAUUACUUCUACACUCAACUCCCACUCAGCAAACCGAUGUAGUGCUGAUAUUUCCCAAAGGCCUACCAGACAGUAUGCUUUUAUGGUUACUGCAGAAGCUCAGAGGGAGUAGGCCGCGACUACGUGUCUGCGUCAGGCAGCACGCCUCCUCUCAAUGCUCAGCCUUCUACAUCACAGCCGACGAUGAUGUAUUGUUGCAGACGGCUGAAGAAGUGCACCUUCCAAAACAAUUGAAACCAGAAUUUGGUGGGGGAUACAAGGAAUUCACUGUACGCGACAUGCAUUGUUUUCAAAAGGGCUCGUCAGCAUCAGAACUCCUCAAUACGCAGGAGCGUGGAGUCCUCGUGAAGCACGUGCUGGAGUCAGCUCGUGCGGAAGCAGGCGAUGAGCAUGCUUUAGAACCGGCGUUAACCCUAAGGCCUGGACAAAGUAUUGUGCCUGCGUGUGUGAGUCGGGGCGUCGUAGCGAAUAUGUUUCCGUUGCACGAAAGAAAUUCUCUGGAGAGCCUGCGGAAGAAGUGGGUGAAGACUUUCUUCUCCCCACAGCCUUUAGAUGAAAUAAGUGAAUAUUUCGGCGUCAAAAUCGCGAUGUAUUUCGCUUGGCUCGGCCAUUACACGCGCUCGCUGACCGUGCCGGCCGUCGUCGGUUUUAUAUUCUGGAUAUGGCUGGGCACUGCGAACGAUCAGUGGAAGGACAUAGCGUACAUGCUGUUCUCAUUGUUUAAUGUAUUGUGGGCGUGCAUUUAUUUGGAGACUUGGAAAAGGUACUCCAACGUGUUGGCUUAUAGAUGGGGAACCCUGGACCAGCGCGACGACUUGCUUCUCGAGCCCCGACCCCUAUUCCAGGGUGAAAUGAGCAUAAGUCCGGUGACUGGCCGCCCGGAGCCCCAGUACGCCUCGUGGCGACGUCGGGUGUGGCGACACUGUAUAUCGAUGCCCGCCACGCUGCUGUGUCUGUGUGUGGCCGCCGGUGCAACCUUUGCACUUUUACGUGCGCAGGAUUGGUGGGAAAAUAAUAUAGUAUAUUUCACGUGGAUACCCCGUGCACUGCUGGCUAUAAUCAUCGCCGUGGAAGAAGAAGUCUACGCGAGGAUAGCCAGAUGGCUAAAUGACAAAGAAAACUAUCGCCUCGAUACGAAAUAUGAGAACCAUCUGAUUGUGAAAAUUGCAUUGUUUCAAUUCGUGAACUCGUUCAUGAGUUUGUUCUACAUUGCGUUUUAUCUACAGGAUAUGGAUAAAUUGAAGGAGCAAUUAGCAGUGUUGCUAAUAACUAGACAGGUAAUCGGUAAUCUGAAAGAAUCUGCUUUGCCUUACCUGAUUGAGAAUCUUCGACUCGCCAAAAUAUGCGUCGACGUGUUCGGUGCGAUCAGUCCUAGUAAAGCGCCCACGUGCACACAAUUAAACGAAUUGUUUGACAAGAAGAAUGAAUCUGUAGGCGAUGCACAGGACGGCGCCGUGCCCAACGGCAGUGCAGAGAGCGAUGAAAGGAGGGACUCAGAGCCCCUCGUCGGGCAGAAGGUCAUACAUCAAGCAGAAUUGGAAUCGCAGUUGUUUAAGUACGACGGAACGUUCGCCGAGUACCUAGAGAUGUUGACGCAGCUGGGCCACGUGGUGCUGUUCUCGUCCGCCUUCCCGUUGGCGGCGGCGUGCGCGCUGCUCAACAACGCGGCCGAGGUGCGCGCCGACGCCUUCAAGCUGUGCCACGUCGCGCAGAGACCCUUCGGCGAGAGGGUCAACAGCAUCGGCAGCUGGCAGAACGCCAUGGAAGCCAUAGUGGCGGUGGCGGUACUGGUGAACUGCGCGCUGAUAGGACUGUCGGGGCCCGUGCACAGACUGCUGCCGGACGCCACGCCCGCACAAACUAUACUCAUCAUUGUGGGAUUAGAGCACAUAGUUUUAGUGAUAGUAUUAGCGCUGCGAAUCGCGAUACCUGAGAUCCCGGGUUGGCUCGCUACAGAAAUGGCAAAAGUCGAGUUUCAACGUCGAGAAGCGAUUAAAAACGCACAUGCACCUUUGCUGUCUGAAUGUACAAGUCAAGACGACAUCCGGCUGUCGUCUCGCAACACGCCGCGCACAAUGACGCCCACGACUCCGAAACAAGCCGAAAAAACCGAUAAAAAGAAGAUAAGCAUCGGCAAAAUACCUGAGAUACCACCUUUUAGGCCGAAAGCUGCUUCAGUCACGGAGCCAGCCGUCACGACGGGCUCCCUCCAGAUACUGCAGGAUGUGAGCCCGACCAAACCUAUACGGAGGAAGGAAGCGGCUCCGGGGACCCCGCUGUCGCUACUCGGUGUGCGCGGGCUGCGGGAUGAGCCGCUGCACCGCUCGGCGCACUGCCUGCCGCACCCCGCGCUCCACCGCCCGCCCCCCAACCCCGCCCUGCAGGAGCUCUCCGGGACCGUCAGCGCGGGCGCUUCCGAGCCGGACCUCAACGCCGUGCCGGCCGACGCGAGCAUGACCUCAAGUGAAGACGACAAGCCCAAGGACAAAAGCGGUCGGUCCCGCGCCAAGGCCGCGUUGGUGAAGCGUGUGAGGUCGGUGGCGGUGUUCUCGCUCGGCCUCAAGCGGGCGCGGGAGGCAGCGGCCGGGGGCGCCGCCCCCAACACCAAGGAGCCGCCCGUCACGCCGAGUCACCCAGCGCCGAUGCUGGGAGGAGAGCUGUCUUUGAUUCCAAUCGAGCAGUUGAUACAGGUCGAUGAUGUAAAGCCUCGACCUUCCACGUAGACGGGCCCUAAGGUUGGGCACCGACGAACGCGAGGGCGAGUCGCAUUAAAGACGUUGCAGUAACUACGUAAAUGUUGUUAAUAUUGAAGGGUUGUGUCGAUAAAUGUCGAUUUUGUGGUAUAUAAAUACAUACCUCAUUUUGUCUUUGUGAGAAAGCCACUAUGAUUGCAGUUUUUGUGGUCACAUGAAUCGAAUAUUAUAUUAUUUUUUUCUAAAACAAUAUUUAACGCGUUAAUUAAUUAAAUAUUUCAUGAUUGAAAAAUCGAUAUUUAUCGAUUAAAAAUACAGUACAGUACAAUUGAUUAGUUAGCUUAACAUUAAUAAACAUAGUUAACGCCUGUUAAUUAGAUUUAUAUAGACAUAAAUAGUCUGUACGUAAUAUAAAACAGUAUUGUUGUAGAUGUUUUAUCGAUGUUGUCAGUUUCGUAUCGAUUCCAGUUGUCAAAUUGAUUUUUUUUUAUAUGAGCGUUGCAACGGCCCUAAUUGCAUUAAAAUAGGAUGCACGGCUUAACAUUAAAAUGAAAAACUAUGAUUUAAAUAUUCCUCGAUCAAGAGUUUUAUAUCUCCCUUCAAGACCGUUGACUUAUUACAAUAGUAGGACGGGUCAAAAUCGUACGUUAAGCGAAUAUAGGUAUGGUACAGACUUUUUAAUAAUUUAAACAUCAUAAAUAUGAACCUUAACGUGUAGUAAAUAAGAAUUAAAACAUUGCAUAUGCAUCAUGAAUUUGGAGAAAUAACCUGCUCGUUGAUACAGCUAAAGUUUUGCUUGAAAGAAAGCGUAGAAAAAACAAGAAAAUUUCACCUUGCGUAUUCCCGUGGGUAAUCAGACCGGGCGCUCGUGGAAGGUCGUUGACCCCAUUCGUCAAAUAUUACUUAUUAUUUUAUGGCAAUAGUUUUAACUUUAUGCCAGUUUUAAGUAAAAAAAUAUUACUUUAUCAUGAUUAAUGUUUACACUGGGAAUUGAUUUUACUGCAGAAGUAUUUUUACAUACACGAAACGUAAAUAACACCUUAGACUGUUUUAACUAUUGAAGUAAGUCACCGAAAGUCAUUGUGGGAAAUAUAAACGCAUAAAAAAAUGAAGUUUUUUGUCAAAACUGUUGGGGGAAUGUGAAAUAUUUUGAAAAGUUUUUGAUAAAAGUUUUGAUGUAAUAUUUUCAAUGUUGAUGUUUUUAGGUUAGGAAGUGAUGCUUUUGUUUUUUGAAAAUUUUAAAAGCAAUUUGUGCGACAAUAAUUUCUUAUGGCUAGUCAAACGUGUAGUUCAUCAGCUUCAAUCGCUAAGUUCUGAAAAAUAACCUAUCAUUUAUACGUGUUGAACUAUUCAUAUAGAUAUUAAGUUUUACCUGCAAUAUGUAUGUGUAUUUACUGGUGGUAGGACGUCUUGUGAGUCCGCGCGGGUAGGUACC
Bombyx mandarina (wild silkworm) is the source of this 4584-nucleotide messenger RNA. It is a transcript of the gene wwk, whose product is annotated as anoctamin 8 white walker. Gene Ontology annotation, biological process: chloride transmembrane transport. The record is from RefSeq and is a predicted model, not a curated record. Gene Ontology annotation, cellular component: plasma membrane. Lineage: Eukaryota; Metazoa; Arthropoda; Insecta; Lepidoptera; Bombycidae. Gene Ontology annotation, molecular function: chloride channel activity.